UAAAAUUUUGUUUACCUCAGUAAAAAAGUUUUCCUUCGCAUGUCAAUUGAAUAACUCAGACAGAAUCCUUAAAUCGUUUCGUUGAGAAAACCGUCUUUUUGUAAAUUAUUGUAUAUUUUGUGUUUCGUGUUAAGAACUAAUUGUCGAAGAUUUCAAGUCGUCCGGGGUUUUAAACAAACGAAAGAAAGAUGACUCACAUCGACAUCGAUAAGCCGCUGUGGGACUUGAAAACUUUUUCUGGACGAUUUAUGCAUUUUCUGUGGGUCACUGAUCCGCGUACAUGUUUCACUUCUGAGGAAGACUUGAUUAAAGCUAAGGAACUGGUUACACAAGUAAGAAACGGCCAACACUCCUCUAAGGUAACUUUGGAAGAAAUUUAUCAUGCAAAAAAGUUGUAUGAGAGUGCAUUUCAUCCUGACAGUGGAGAAUUGCAAAACAUUUUCGGACGAAUGAGCUUUCAAAUGCCUGGCGGCAUGGCAAUCACUGGCGCCAUGUUGCAGUGGUACAAAACAAAUACUGCUGUUAUUUUCUGGCAAUGGGUUAACCAGUCAUUCAAUGCUCUAGUCAAUUACACCAAUCGUAAUGCUAACUCAUCACUAACUACUACUCAAUUAGUAGUGUCCUAUGCAUCGGCUACGAGCGCAGCGUUAGUAGCGGCCGUUGGCUACAAAGGAUAUUUGAUGAAAAGAGCUAGCCCCUUUUUUCAACGCUAUGUACCAUUUGUAGCAGUGGCAGUAGCGAAUUGUAUCAACAUUCCACUUAUGCGUCAAAAUGAGCUUAUAUUCGGCAUCGACAUACAAGACGAAAAUGGAAACCAAGUUGGUAAAAGUCGAGCUGCAGCAGCCAAAGGAAUAAGCCAGGUCGUUUUUUCACGUAUUGCAAUGUGUGCUCCUGGAAUGUUGAUAUUACCGGUCAUAAUGGAGAAACUAGAACAGUAUAAAUCGUUCCGACGGCUGUCAUUUCUACACGCGCCUUUCCAAGUCAUGGUUGUGGGUUGUUUUUUGACAGUUAUGGUACCCACUGCAUGUGCAUUGUUCCCGCAGACGGCGUCUAUCAGUACAAGUACCAUGAAGCUACUGGAACCUCAAUUAUUCGAAAGCAUGGAGUACAAAGGUGAACUACCAUCUAAAGUUUACUUCAACAAAGGACUGUAGACAAGAUGAAAUAAACGCAGUGUUUUCACCGUAGCAUAAA
Messenger RNA from Uranotaenia lowii, 1194 nucleotides. It is a transcript of the gene Sfxn2, whose product is annotated as sideroflexin-2. Gene Ontology annotation, biological process: serine import into mitochondrion; monoatomic ion transport. Lineage: Eukaryota; Metazoa; Arthropoda; Insecta; Diptera; Culicidae. The record is from RefSeq and is a predicted model, not a curated record. Gene Ontology annotation, cellular component: mitochondrial inner membrane. Gene Ontology annotation, molecular function: monoatomic ion transmembrane transporter activity. The coding region runs from base 189 to 1154 and encodes 321 amino acids. The transcript has 6 exons.